Messenger RNA from Octopus sinensis (East Asian common octopus), 1048 nucleotides. RefSeq names its product trypsin alpha-3. NCBI's taxonomy places the organism in Eukaryota, Metazoa, Mollusca, Cephalopoda, Octopoda, Octopodidae. The transcript has 6 exons. The coding region runs from base 100 to 987 and encodes 295 amino acids. Gene Ontology annotation, biological process: proteolysis. The record is from RefSeq and is a predicted model, not a curated record. Gene Ontology annotation, molecular function: serine-type endopeptidase activity.
CCCCCGUUCUCACUCUCCCUCUCUCGCACACAACACUCACUCAAACACGUCGGUCACUCUAUAAUCUCUCCAUUCUUCCCCUUUAUAAAUCUACCUCAAAUGGUGACCCUUAACGGUGGCCGCAGACAACCGGACGACGCGGACCAUCAGACGGGACCCCUGUCUUCCGCACCAACUUCUCAAAGGCGGGCCCUGAAGCUAUACCUGGUGGUUGCUUGUCUCGCCCUUCAGUGUGUCCUCGUUCACGCACAACCCACGACACAGCGCAACGACGAUGUUUUUGCUGACCACCACCACAAACUGGAGAGUAGCCCUGCAAAGGAAUGCCAGUUCCCGCAUAUUGUGCUUCUUCGCUUCCAUGGUCGAGAGAUCCUCCAGUGCGCAGGGAGCUUGAUUGACAGCAGACAUGUCAUCACGGCAGCUCACUGCCUAAGUCAGGGGCCGAGUGAAAUUUCAGCAUAUUUUGGUUCCGUCGUCACCACCCAGAUGCCAAUUAAGAUUUCCGUGGAGAAUUACACGAUGCACGGAGAUUUCCUUCAAAGUAAAAAGUAUCUCUUGAACGAUGUUGCCAUACUGAGGCUGAGCGAAGCAGUGAACACCAGCGACUGCAUAAAACCGAUAUCCCUGGCAACGUCUCACCAAUAUUACGAAGGAAGCUGCGUCGUGGCUGGAUGGGGAGUGAAGACCUAUGAUGGUCCUCUCUCAACAAGACUCCAUUACACUUCGCUCCCAAUAAUUCCCCUGAAACAUUGCCAGGCUCUGAGUCCAUAUCUACAGGAUCAGCACCUUUGCGCAGGAGAAUUAGGCCCCGACGGAAGGACCACCUGUAAGGGAGAUUCCGGAAGUCCCUUAAUGUGUCUCGAUGCCCACAAAAAGGAAAGAAUUCUGGCUGGCAUCGUGUCCUAUGGCUGGAAGUGUAAGACUGGUCUCUCCGUUUAUGCCAGGGUCUCUUUCUUUCAUCAGUGGAUUUUGAAACACAUAUUGUAAGCAAUUAGCACCUGCUACAGGUGAUUAAACGAAAUAAUAAAAAUUAAUAAGAUGUUGUAAA